Messenger RNA from Zingiber officinale, 1351 nucleotides. RefSeq lists its product as uncharacterized. The coding region runs from base 222 to 1184 and encodes 320 amino acids. Gene Ontology annotation, cellular component: membrane. Gene Ontology annotation, biological process: lipid metabolic process. The transcript is spliced from 9 exons. NCBI's taxonomy places the organism in Eukaryota, Viridiplantae, Streptophyta, Magnoliopsida, Zingiberales, Zingiberaceae. The record is from RefSeq and is a predicted model, not a curated record. Gene Ontology annotation, molecular function: oxidoreductase activity, acting on the CH-CH group of donors.
CUUGUAUGCUCUAUGUUAACUGGAUAGAUGCUCCUUUUUCCACAACUUGUGGCGGAAGCCACUGCUUUGAUUGAUCGAUUAAUAAGUCAUGCCUCUCGCUGAUAGAUUUUGAGCUCAAGGAGGUCGGUCGGCCACGCUGUUCGUCUCACAAUCGCAAAUCGCAAGGCUGACUAUUAACACGCCGUCGAUCACAUAGAAGAGGAGGAGAGCAGCGGAGGGCGAUGCAGCGGUACUGGUCGCAGUCGUUGGGCUCUUUGGCGCAGUUGCUGUGGGAGGAGGAGUACAGCAACUCCUUCGCACUCGGCGAGAUGGGCACCGUCCUCGAUUCCCAUUUCUUGGCGCUAACCGCCAUCGUCACUGUUGCCUAUCAGUUUGUGUUCUUCGUCAUUACGGCGCUCCUCAAAUUCGAUAAAGUUACAGAUUUUGCAGGUAGCACAAAUUUUAUUAUACUUGCAUUAUUAACACUAAUAGUGAAAGGAUCAUGGCAUUUCAGACAGAUUGUGCUGACUAUUCUUGUAUCGCUUUGGGGCCUCCGCCUAGCAUUGUUCUUACUGAUGAGAAUUCUGCAAUGGGGGGAGGACAGGCGCUUUGAUGAAAUGCGUAAUAACUUGGGAAAGUUAGCUGUUUUCUGGAUAUUCCAGGCUGUCUGGGUUUGGACUGUAAGCUUGCCACUUACUAUUGUGAAUGCUAGCAAGAGGAACCCAUCUGUUGAGGCUCGAGAUGUCAUUGGAUGGAUAAUGUGGAUCGUAGGCAUCUCUAUUGAAGCAAUUGCUGAUCAGCAGAAGUUGCAAUUUAAGAACUCUCCUGCAAACAAGGGAAAGUGGUGCGCUGUCGGGGUUUGGAAAUAUUCUCGCCAUCCAAAUUACUUUGGCGAGAUUUUCCUUUGGUGGGGAAUAUUUGUGGCUUCCACUCCAGUUUUGAAGGGUGCAGAAUGGCUCGUGGUGCUUGGACCCAUCUUCCUCACUCUCUUACUUCUUUUUGUCAGCGGCAUUCCUCUUCUUGAGGCUUCUGCUGAUAAACGAUAUAAGAGUGUAUCAGAAUACCGACACUACAAAGACACAACAAGCCCACUAAUUCCGUUACCACCUUUUGUGUAUGGAAAUCUCCCUGCAUGGUUCAAGGUUGCGUUUCUCUUCGAGUUGCCUCUCUAUAGCCGAAGCCUUGCACAGGAAAUAUCUACUUAGCAAAAGCUCUUAUGUAGCAUUAAUUUCUCAUAGAAUGAUCAUCGUAGAGAAAUACCUCUAUUGUUCCAUUUUAUUAAGAAAGAUUGUUACAAGGUCGAUCCUAAAACUAAAUUUGAUAGUGUUCAAGUUUGUUUAUUAUAUAGAUAUCUCAAUUUGUGAUGUGAUAA